Molecule: messenger RNA, 1226 nt
Organism: Cynara cardunculus var. scolymus (artichoke)
Lineage: Eukaryota; Viridiplantae; Streptophyta; Magnoliopsida; Asterales; Asteraceae
Product: 18.5 kDa class I heat shock protein-like
Exons: 2
Biological process (GO): protein folding; response to hydrogen peroxide; response to salt stress
Source: RefSeq, a predicted model, not a curated record
CAAGUUCUUUAAUUCUCUUAGUAUUAUAUCGUAGUUCAAAAAUGACAAAUUUAUGCAAUGAACGCUUCUUUAAAGGCUUAAUUUCACUGGGCUUAUAAGGCACGUAAAGCGUUAAGUGGGCCAAAAAAUAAAUCGCCUUAUUAAUUAGUACUUUCACUACCAAAGUUACUACCAAGGUUGUUUAUUUUUAUAGAAAAGUUAUGUUUUCAUAUUGCAUACUUAUUAAUUAGUACUUUCACUCAUGAUUUGUUUCCAUUCUGGUUGAGGUGCUAAUGCAAUGAUUAUUACUUUGCUCAGUGCGAGAUUAAAUUGGUCAUGUUUAUGUUGUUGAUUUUGAAUUUUUGUUGCAUUAUGUUGUACAAUGAUAGUUUAUGUUAUAUAUAGAGAUAAAUAGAGGACAAAUCAAAUGCAAACCAUGGAAAGGUUAUAAACCAUAGUUUCUGUUAUAUAUAGAGAAGAUAGAGGACGAAUCAAAUUUUUAUUGGUUUGUAUGGAUUGUAACCUUUCCAUGGUUUGCAUUUGAUUUGUUUUACAAGUUAUAUGUAUUUUUACUUUCAUCUUCAAUGACACAUGACAUACUUUUGCACUUAACGAAUCAUUUUUGGUAUGGCAUUCACAGGCAUUUGACGUAUCUACCUGUUAAAAUAGAGAAAUCCUUGCCAAGGCUAAGUUUAGUUGUUGUUUUGGGAAGGUAGCUUCCUCAAUAGUGGAUGAUCAUAGAGGUAUGGAAAUUUAUAUAUAAUUCAUGCUUCAAGUAGCGUUUCUUUAACUCUUUUUCCACUUACAUAGUAAUAAUAGCUUGUGUGAUGCUAACAMUUUUCUUGGAAACUUUCAGCAAACAAUCGGGGGAACCACCUUGAUGUUAGUAGAGUGAAAAGAUGUCGAUCAUCCCGAGCUUCUUUGGUGGCCGACGAAGCAGCAUCUUCGACCCGUUUGCCAUGGAUAUCUGGGACCCUUUCAAGGACUUCCCCUUUCCAACUUCAACUGGAUCGGAUUCUUGGAGGGAAACCUCUGCUUUGGUGAACACCCGUGUGGAUUGGAAGGAAACCCCUGAAGCGCACGUUUUCAAGGCUGAUCUUCCAGGGAUCAAGAAGGAAGAAGUGAAGGUGGAGGUUGAAGACGACAGGAUCUUGCAGGUCAGCGGUGAGAGGAAUGUUGAGAAAGAAGAUAAGAAUGAUACAUGGCACAGAGUGGAACGCAGUAGUGGGAAGUUCACGAGGAGGUUC